Messenger RNA from Thlaspi arvense, 3618 nucleotides. The record is from the annotation of a GenBank genome assembly. NCBI's taxonomy places the organism in Eukaryota, Viridiplantae, Streptophyta, Magnoliopsida, Brassicales, Brassicaceae.
AUGCCAAAUCUCGACUACCUGCUCACAAGGCCACAGCUCUUCCUCGUCCUCGAAACACUAGAAGGCGGCUCCAUCUGCCUGCUCUGCCUCUCCAAUCUCAUCUCCAACCCUCGCUCUCCCACCGUUCACGUCUCUUACGCUCUCUCUCAGCUCUCCCAAGCCAUCUCCCAAGCACCCUUCCUCCACGACCUCCUUAUUUAUCACCCUCACUUCCUUGUCUCUCCCCUCGUCGAUGCCCUCUCCUCCUUUGACGACGAGCCCAUCGCUCGCCAAGUCACCGAUCUUGUCUCUCAGCUUUCCAAUAUAGCCGAUGAUUCGGUGUAUGGUGAGUUCUUGGAUCGGAUCGCCAGUCGUCUCUCGUCCUCCACGUUGGCUUGGAGUUGCCGCCAGGUCUACACGCUUCAUUGCCUUGGCAUUCUACUGAGUCAUCAGAAAUAUGAUCCCUAUCACCACAUCAGUGACAAAGAAGCCUUCAUUUUCAACCUUGUUGCUGUGUUCUUCAUCCUUGCUGAGAACAGUGAAGAAAUACGUGGAGAGAUCUUCUUUGUCCUUUAUAAAACAUCAAUGCUCCAGUAUGCCAAGGAGGACAAUGAUACCAUUGAUCCUUUGUUUCCUUAUUCUCCUAAGCUAUUGCAUCUCUCACUGGAAGCCCUCAUGAAGACUGAGAGUGAUGAUGUUCGCUUGAACUGUCUAGCCCUUCUGAUUGUUCUCGCUCAGAGAGGGUCCUUUGAGAAUGCAUGUAAACAUAACAUGAACAGCGAGGUUUUUUGUCAAGAUGACAAUUUCAAGCAAACAACGGAUCAAGUAAUUGAUGGGCCUCCUCUGAAUUUCUUGUUUGCUGAGGCCAUAAAAGGUCCACUGCUUUCUUCUGAUAGCGAAGUGCAAGUCAGAACAUUGGAUUUAAUCUUUCUUUAUCUGUCACGGGAUGGCAGUUCAGGAAACGAGAAGGCAUUGGUGGAAGAAAACAUUGCAGAUUAUGUAUUUGAAAUACUAAGAUUGUCAGGGUGCAAGGAUCCUAUUGUGACUUCUUGCCUCCAAGUUCUUGACCUUUUGUCAAAAGCUGAGCAUGCCUUCAGACAAAGGCUUGCUAUUGGAUUUGCUACUCUGUUCCCAGUUCUGUAUUAUGUUGCUGGUGUUCCUUUUCACCCUGUUCAAGCUCCGACACUAAAGCUCAUAUGGAAAUGCUUUUCACAUUGUCCUGGAAUAGUAUCCACAUCACACCUUGAAGAAAUAAGCUUUACUGUGUCGGGGAUGCUCAGAAAAUAUACCAAUGGGGAGAUAGGCAUGCUUCCAGAAACAUUCUCCAUGGCUUGCUCUAUCCUCGUUGCUAUUAUGAAAUUUCCAUCUUCUCCAGGGAUUUCCAAUUUCACAACAGCUGUUCAAGAGGCAUCCAAGCAUGCUAUUUUGAUUUGUACAAGCAACCAUGGAAAGUAUCCCAUCCUCUUCAUGCACUCUCUCUACCUACUGAAAGAAGCUUAUGCAUACAGUUGUCAGAAGGACUCCACCGGCUCCAUUCAGAUGGAAUUGAGAAACUGCAUUCUCAGUGUCUGUAAAACCAAUUUAUUGCCUUGGUUUGUGAAGGUCGUCAAUGAAAUGGAAGAGGACAUUGUGUUUGGAGUAUUAGAAACUUGUCAUUUGAUACUGCUUCAGGAUUCUUAUAUACAUGCUGUAGAAUUUGCAAAUAUUUUGGUCACGUUAUCUUGGUUUUGCUUUUCAUUUGGAUGUUUAGGUCUAUUUCCAACAGAAAGGAUGAAAUGGAUAGUCUAUCAGAUUUUCAGUUCAAUUCUAGACAUCCUUCUGGGAAAUGAAUUUGGUAAACCCAUUAGGGAUGCUGCUUUACAUCUACCCUCUGAUCCUACAGAUUUUUUGUUCUUGCUGGGGCAGAAGAGUUCCAAUAAUUUAGAAUUGCUUUCUUGUCAAUCUGCUGUACUGCUGGUACUAUAUACGAGCUCACUGUAUGAUGAUUGGUUUGCAGAUGAGAAGCUGGUUUUAGCAUCUGUGGAGCAAUAUAUUCUAGUUAACAGCGGUGAAUUCCUUUAUGAGGCUGUGGAUUCAGUUCCAAUGGAGUUGCUGAUAAAUCUUUACAGCCUAUAUAGGGGUCUCGCAAAGAUGAGUUACCAAAUCCCCUACAGCCCAGAGGCUGAAAGAAUAAUGUUCCAUCUAAUAAAUGAAAAUAAAUGGGAUUUGUCUUCAGCAAGAAUUCACUUUAAAUCAAUGAAAUGGUUAUUCCAACAGGAGAAAAUAUGCAAGCCAUUGUCCUGUCAGAUCCUGAAGUUAUGCCAAUGCUUUUACUUAUAUGGAAACCCCAUCCUCAUGCAUGAAAGCAGUGGCAAAAACAUAGAUAUAAGGACAAUAGCAGAACUAGCGGCAUCAGAAGAUAACUUUGUGGCAACACUCCUGGUAUAUGUGCUGAAAGAGCUUGUAGAAGAAGACGACCAGAAACCUGUAAUUAUUUCUGUAUUGGGUACCAUUGCAAUGAUUAUUAACAUAUUUCCAGCUGCUGCUGACCAAUUGUGCUUGCAUGGGAUCAGCACUGCAAUCCAGAGUCUUUUUUAUCAUUUCGGACAUUCUUCUCCAGAAAUGUUCAUGGUUGUCUCUCGGCUUACUUUUGGUAUUCUACAUUCAGUGCAUUCAGUGUCACUUUCCGAGGACAAAGCUUGGCUUGCCAUCACAAUGAAGGGACCUGCUCUAAUUGACCAUGAAGAGGGAACAAAAACAGGAGAAAUUCUGUUAUUUGUGCUUGUAUUACACUUCUUUUCAGUACGAAGUAUGCCUGCUGUUUUACCAGGGAUGGUGGAUUGGUUAUGUUUUCUUGAUCAAGCCAAUGGUUUGCCGCCAUUUUCUUUCAUAAGCAUUUGUUGCAAGGACUUGUGCAGGCUGAUCCAUUUUGGUUCAUCUCCAAUCAAGCUGGUUGCUUCAUAUUGUCUGUUGGAGCUCUUAACAAGAAUAUCAAAGCAGCAAACGGAAAAAUCAGAUCAGUUAACCUGCAGCACUAAAUGGCUGUUGUCUAUAACAGCUGUUUUGGAAGGCCUAGUUUUUUGCAGUGACAUCAACGUGGCCCUGAACUGUAGCUUCAGCUUAUCAAUGAUUCUGGGGUGGGACAAGCUCGACAUAGAGUUGAGAGCCAAGCAAGGAAAGAACUGGUGCAGGUUGAUUGUAGAAGAGCUGGCAAUAUCCUUGGCAGUUCCAUCUUUGGCCUCAAAAUCCUUUAUGAUCCAUCACAAGCCCGCAGUUCAUGUAGUAGUUGCAUUGCUAAAACUGCAGAAGGAUUCUGACUGGUUGCAUUCUGUUUUUGAUGAUUCUUGCAUAGGAGGUAUAAUUAAAAACCUUUCAGCUAGCAACGUGAGUUCUGAGAUAGUGCUUUUAUUUAAAGAGCUACUAAAUGCUGGCUACCUGAAAGAUGAACAUAUUGCUAGUCUAAGUAGGGUAUUCCAGGCAUGCAGGAAAUUUUGGUACACCAAUGAUUCUCAAGGUGCCAAAGAGGAGCAUAUGGAAAAGGUAAUGGCCAUCCCUGAAGAUACAGCCAUAGCCUGUCAGUUUCUUAUGAAGAUCAUUUCUUCCCAAACAUGUCUAGAUAAGGAUUCUAGGGACUGCACCUUGAAAGCAAUAGAUUGUUAG